Molecule: messenger RNA, 1250 nt
Organism: Ictalurus punctatus (channel catfish)
Lineage: Eukaryota; Metazoa; Chordata; Actinopteri; Siluriformes; Ictaluridae
Gene: arl6ip4
Product: ADP-ribosylation factor-like 6 interacting protein 4
Exons: 6
Coding region: 254-997 (247 amino acids)
Source: RefSeq, a predicted model, not a curated record
UCCGGAACCAGUUAGUACGUUAAGAGCAUUCUCGGAGUAUGGACAUACUGAUUUACCACAAAAGAAGAAAAGAGACUUUACCUGUUCUUUAAUUUAUUUUAUAGAAAAUAACCUGAGGGGGUUUUCUGCUUAAAUUCGCCUAUCCAUCCAAGAUUAAAUGUAAGAGCUUUGCAUCUAUUUGCAAAAAUACUGCAGGUUACAAUGGGGCGAAGUCGGUCCCGCAGCAGAUCUCCUGCGAUCUCUGUGAGUAGGCAUGGAAAAGAACGAAGAUCAUCAAAGAAAGAACGUCACAGAUCCAGCUCUUCGUCCUCCAGCUCCAGCUCUGCAAGUCCAAGCCCUCACAAGAAACGUGCACAUGGUUCCAGCAAGAGCCGAAGUGCAGCUUUUACUUGAGACCCGAAUGCACUUGUAUUUAGAGUGCAAAUCUGAGAAGAAAAGCCGGAAAAGAAAACAUCGUUCUUCCUCUUCGUCAAGCAGCUCAUCGUCUUCGUCUUCAUCCAGCGAUGACGAGGCCAAGAAGAGAAAGCAUAAAAAGGCCAAGAAGCAAUUGAAGAAAAUUAAAGAAAAGGAGAGAAAAAAGGUGAAAAAGGAGAAGAAAAGGCUUAAGAAGAUGAAGAAGUUAGCAGCUAGGGCUGAAGCAGCAGCAAAUAAAGCUCCACUGAUGAUCCCUGUUCCAGUACCUGUUCAAAUAGAAAAAACCCAGUCCUACAUAGAGACCUGGCAAAGCGAUGAUACCACAGAACAUGGUCCUGUGAUGACCGAUGAACAGAAAGCCAGUUUCUCCACCAAAAGGCCCAUGACGAAAGAGGAGUAUGAAGCCAGACAGAGCGUCAUCCGGCGAGUUGUUGACCCUCAGACCGGACGUACCAGGCUUGUGAGAGGAGAUGGCGAGAUUUUAGAAGAGAUUGUCAGCAGGGAGAAGCACAAAGACAUCAAUAAGCAAGCAACGAAGAGAGAUGGCGAUGCAUUCCAGAAGAGACUAGGGAUUAACAGGUAGAGGAACACUUCACUUCUUCACUGGACAUGUAAGAACUAUAUCCAGAUGGCUAUAAGCCUAAACCCUAAGGAAUCUCAAGAAAGCAUCAUCUGUUCAAUUGAAUAAACAGUGUGUUCAUGCCUUUGAAAUUGUCUAAAAUGUGUUCCUGAUCUACUUCUUGAAAUGCUCUAAAGAUUAUCUGAAUAUUCCUGCUUUUGCUUUUUUUUUAAAAAUUGUAUUACAGACCAGCAAAUAAAUGAUCAAAUAAAUAGCA